Molecule: messenger RNA, 2517 nt
Organism: Anolis sagrei ordinatus
Lineage: Eukaryota; Metazoa; Chordata; Lepidosauria; Squamata; Anolidae
Source: RefSeq, a predicted model, not a curated record
CCCCAUGGUGCACCGGGGCUCAAAGGAGCUGGGCUGUGAUUGGGCCCCCCUCCCUCCCUUGCAGGCUGGCUGGAGAAUGAAUAAAAUUGUACAGUAUAUUCUGAUGUGAGAGGUAUUAAAAAAAAAAAACGGGGGAAAGAAAGAAAAGAAAAGAAAGGGGGGGAAUUUCUCUCUCUCUCUUUCUCUCUCUCUCUCUGCCUGCUUCUCCAAGCAUCCAGGCAGAGGGAUUUCUUUUGCAUCCCGUGUCAAAAUGGCUACAGCUGUGCACAAGCCUAUCAAAUGCCUGGGCGAGGACUUCUACCGGGAAGCCAUUGAGCACUGCCGCAGCUACAAUGCCCGGCUGUGCGCCGAACGCAGCAUGCGCCUGCCCUUCCUGGACUCGCAAACGGGGGUCGCCCAGAACAAUUGCUACAUCUGGAUGGAGAAGACCCACCGGGGCCCAGGGCUGGCGCCGGGUCAGAUCUACACCUAUCCGGCUCGUUGUUGGCGCAAGAAGCGGCGGCUGAACAUCCUGGAGGAUCCAAGACUCCGGCCUUGCGAAUUCAAGAUUGAUUGCGAACCCCCUCUGAAGAAAGAAGGAGGUCUCCCUGAAGGUCCAGUGUUAGAAGCCUUGCUGUGUGCCGAAACAGGGGACAAGAAGCCGGAGCUGAAGGAGGAGGACUUGAGCUUGGACUGUCAGAAGGCACCUAUCGGUGAGUUCCUGCAUGACUUGGACGGGGACGACUUGGAAGACGACGUCCCCCGCCGUAAGAACAAAGCCAAAAGCAAGGCGUAUGGGAUCGGAGGGCUGCGGAAGAGGCAGGAUGCUGCAAUGCUGGAGGACCGAGACAAACCCUAUGUUUGUGACAUCUGCGGGAAGCGCUACAAGAACCGCCCGGGACUGAGCUACCACUACACGCACACACACCUGGCUGAGGAGGAGGGCGAGGAGGGCCCCGAGCGCCACACCUUGCCCUUCCAUCGUAAGAACAACCACAAACAGUUUUACAAAGCGCUGAACUGGGUCCCUGAGAACCAGCGCAGGCACACAGCUAAGAAAGCUCCGGACGGCACAGUCAUACCAAACGGUUAUUGUGAUUUCUGUCUAGGCGGCUCCAAGAAGACCGGCUGCCCCGAAGAUCUCAUUUCCUGCGCAGACUGCGGCCGUUCAGGCCAUCCGUCCUGCCUGCAGUUCACCGUGAACAUGACAGCAGCCGUCCGGACUUACCGGUGGCAAUGCAUCGAGUGCAAGAGCUGCAGCCUUUGUGGCACCUCAGAGAACGAUGACCAGCUACUGUUCUGUGAUGACUGCGACCGGGGCUACCACAUGUACUGCCUGAGUCCCCCGAUGGCCGAACCCCCGGAAGGAAGCUGGAGCUGCCACUUGUGCCUACGGCAGCUGAAGGAGAAGGCUUCUGCCUACAUCACUUUGACCUAGGCUGGUGCCCGCUGCCCCCCACCUUCCUCUGGAUCCUGCUCAGACGGCUGCAAGAUCUUAGCCAUGGUGGGACGGGGCUGUCGGAUGUGUGUUUGUUUGAGCUCUAGCCUUGGAACAGUGAUAUUUUGACCUGCCACUUCAGGUUGGCUGGAAUCCCCGUUUUCCCCUACUCUUAAGAGGGCAAAGGAAGGGGCCAGAUCCUGGUCUUUUGGUGGGACAUCCCUCUUUCUUUCCUUCCCUUCGACCCAACUAUAACGGUGGAGCCUUCCUGCCUUUGCCCACCACUGCCUGCCUGGCUCCUACCCACCCGGUCAACCCCAAGGAGCCAAAUACUCAACUCAAAAGCCAUAAAAGCCAGAGAGGGAAGCAAGCGCCGAGCUCUCUCUCUUGCUUCCUUGCCUCUUCCCUCCAUCUGGUUGGGAAGGGACGGGUUUUUCUCUCUCCUUCGACCAUACCAGAAUGAUGUUGCAUGCAAGACUAUUAUUUUUUUCUUCCUGGCUUUUUUGGGGGAGACGGGGUCCGGCUGGGAGUCUGGCACCCCACACGCAACCUUGUCUCUCAUGGGUUUUUAGAAAUAUUUUUGGUUGUUUUUGCUCUACAAUGCGAUGCGCGGGGCUUCCCGCCCGCUUCUAUAUCUUUCCUUUUAGGUUCCUCUCCGUCAAAUGGAGAGACUUUGGGUGUGGAGCUCCAACGUCCACCUUAAUCGAGUCCAGGACGGGAGUGCUAGGUGAUGGGUUUGGGGAUGUGACAAUGGCCGCUUGAGAGACGACGACGGAGGCCAGAAUUGGGGUCCUCUCAGCUAUUAGACAAGGCAGGAGCUUUUUCUUUCUAAAUGUUGCUGGUUUUUAAAAAAAAUGUAAAAGGGGGGAAAGGAAAACAUGGGAAAAAAAACAAGAAAAGGUGGUCAACGGUAGAAAGCGACCUCCCCACCCCAGAGGGAGAGUGUGUUGGGUUUUGGGGCCAAGGGGAGAAAUGCUACCGAAGGCUAGCUGGAAAGCACUCCCGCCAAGCCCUUACCUUGUGUACAUGGUGUUGUUUUGUUGCCUGCAUCUUUUAAUGUGCUUGGAUUGUUCUGUGCAUUAAAUGUGGUCUGAAUUACA